GACUUUAUGAUAUGCUACUUAACACAAUGCACUGUAGUGGAGUGGGUAUAUGCAUGCUGAUAUGCUUGGAGACGAUGACAUCUUUUCCAGUGCAUUUUGUGAAAACUCUGAGAAGCUUAUCAAUGUACAUUUGUUUGCCCUGGCUGCUAAGUAUUAUUCUUUGCCCAACCUUGGAGUGUGUACCCCACUAGAAGAUAUGCUUGAAGCACUGAAAGGAGACAGUGAAGGAGCAGCAGGUAUCAAACCGGAUGAGUUUAUGAAUAAUAAGAAAUCACAUGAAGUGAAGGUGAUGUCAGAGCUGGUAGACAGCAUAGCAAAUUAUUAUGGGAUAAAGCAGGUGAUUGAUAUAGGUUCUGGAAAAGGCUACCUGAGUUCAUUUUUGUCCAUGCAAUAUAACUUAAAAGUUUAUGGAAUUGACUCCUCAAGCUCCAACACAAAUGGUGCUCAUGAAAGAAAUAAAAAAUUGAAGAAACACUGGAGAGCAUAUCAGAGUCGAGGAAGGGAAAAUUUCAAAAGCCAGAGUUUGGAAAAGUCAAACAGGCCAAUGGAAAGUGAAAUUAACUGUAAAACAAUAAAUGAAGAGCUUUUAAAUAAUGCAAACAGUCUUCAAAAUCAGGACCAAGUGAUUAUCCAAGAUUUAGUUCCUUCUUUUGGUUGCACAGAAAUGGCUACACCUGAAACCAACACAGAAACUGAAGCUGAUUUAGUGACUGGGGCACAAUCUCAUGAGACCAAACUUUCUGAAGAGGUUCUUGCUGUUCUAAAUGUUCUUCCUGCUGAUGCUGUAGAAGAUUUUUAUUCAUCUCGGUAUAACUGUGGGGAGCUCUGUGAAGAGGAAAAAGUACAAAGGAAAAUGACAUCUCUCAAGAGUAAAGCAAGAAAGUCAAGUGAAUCAAACCUGUAUUUUCCACUGACCUCUUGCAUCACUGCAGAAACAGAACUCAGUGACAUCAUAACAGAUCUGGAGGACUGCAUGAUGGUGGGUCUACAUACAUGUGGAGAUCUUGCUGCAAAUACACUACGAAUUUUUACUGCCAAGCCUGAAAUCAAAGCCGUUUGCAGUGUGGGCUGCUGCUACCAUCUGUUGUCAGAACAGUUUGAAAACCAAGAAGAAUGCCAGGACCAAGUCUGGGGGUUUCCCAUGUGCCAGUACUUGAAGGACAAAGGCUGGUGCUGUGGUCGCAAUGCUAGGAUGUCAGCAUGCUUGGCUUUGGAGCGAGUUGCAGUUGGCCAAAUGCUGCCUACAGAAUCAUUGUUUUAUCGAGCUGUUCUUCAGGUUAUUAUAGAAGAAAUUUAUGGUGUCACCAAAAGUGAUCGACAUGUUGGAAAAACCUUCUCCAAAUCAUCCUCCUUCAUAGAUUAUGUCAGACGAUCUCUGAAAAAACUGGAACUGGAUGAUUCAAAGCUCUAUUUAGAAAUGAACAAAAGAGCAGCUGUACUGCAUAGACCAAAUGUCUGCUUUGUCUCUGGCAGUGGACAAAAACUCAUGCCUUGGGAUGAAUAUAAGCUCCCAGACAGCUGUAUAAUGGACUACUAUGAAAAGUACAAGCACAGAAUGAAUGAGCUUGAAGCAUUUAAUAUGCUGAAGGUUGUUCUGGCUCCUUGCAUAGAAGUUUUGAUACUUCUGGAUCGUCUUUGCUACCUCAAGGAGCAGGAAAACAUUGCCUGGUCUGGACUUGUGAAGUUAUUUGAUCCUGUGAAGUCCCCCAGAUGCUAUGCAGUUAUUGCUCUGAAGAACCAGUCAUGUUCUUAAGUGGAAGCAAAUUGCAGAGAGGUUGGAAAUUCUGAACUGAUAGUGCUUUUUUCUCCAUUUUAUUCUGUUAUUUUUAACUGAUUCCUCAAGUACAGUGUUUGUUUUUCGAUGCAAAAGAAAAAGUGCAAUGUCUCUUUGAAUCUCCAGAAAUAAAUAUCUCCUUUAUAAAUAUGA
This is a messenger RNA of Parus major (Great Tit), 1927 nucleotides long. It is a transcript of the gene METTL25, whose product is annotated as methyltransferase like 25. The record is from RefSeq and is a predicted model, not a curated record. The transcript has 13 exons. NCBI's taxonomy places the organism in Eukaryota, Metazoa, Chordata, Aves, Passeriformes, Paridae. Bases 50 to 1753 code for a protein of 567 amino acids.